Nothobranchius furzeri (turquoise killifish) is the source of this 1382-nucleotide messenger RNA. RefSeq names its product cytidylate kinase (gene cmpk1). The record is from RefSeq and is a predicted model, not a curated record. Gene Ontology annotation, cellular component: cytoplasm; nucleus. NCBI's taxonomy places the organism in Eukaryota, Metazoa, Chordata, Actinopteri, Cyprinodontiformes, Nothobranchiidae. Gene Ontology annotation, molecular function: UMP kinase activity; ATP binding. Gene Ontology annotation, biological process: UDP biosynthetic process; 'de novo' pyrimidine nucleobase biosynthetic process; CDP biosynthetic process.
GGCGCGAAGCCCCAUUGGUCGGAGAGGUCCAUAGCGGAAGUGAUGUGGCCUUGCCCAGCGGCAGAAACGGACACGCAUUCACCGGUCUGCUCCCUCCGGGGCUAGUUAAUGUUCGUCCGCGUCGUCGGUAGCUUGUGUCAGAGAGUACCCAGCGUGUUAACCCGGCGGUCGGUGAUGACGAAGCCGAACGUUGUCUUCGUGCUGGGCGGGCCCGGCGCCGGCAAAGGGACCCAGUGUUCCAAAAUAGUGGAGACCUAUAAAUGCACCCACCUGUCAGCGGGGGACCUGCUCAGAGAAGAGCGAUGCAGAGCCGAGUCUAAGGAUGGACAGCUCAUUGACGCCUACAUCAAAGAAGGCAAAAUAGUUCCUGUGGAGAUCACCAUCAACCUCCUCAGGAAGGCGAUGGAAGAGACGAUGCAGAAGGACAGCAGCAAGAGUUGUUUCCUUAUCGACGGUUUCCCUCGUAACGAGGACAACCUUCACGGGUGGACCCGCGUCAUGGAUGGAAAGGCAAAAGUCAAAUUUGUGCUUUUUUUUGACUGCGGCACCGAGGUUUGCAUCAACAGGUGUUUAGAACGGGGGAAGAGCAGCGGGCGCACCGAUGACAACCGAGAGAGCUUGGAGAAAAGAAUCCAAACCUACCAGCAGUCCACACGACCAAUCAUUCAGCUGUACGAGAAGCAGGGCAAGGUGCGGACUGUGGAUGCGUCUCGUCCUGUGGAUGAGGUGUUUGCUGAUGUGAUGGACCUCCUGAACAAAGAAGGUUUUUUGCUAAAUUAAAAGCCAUCCUACACAAAGAAGCUUGAGCAACAUUCAUAACCUUCUACUUUAUAUGUUCAUAUUUUUAUGUUGGAUUACCUUUGAUUUCCAUGUCUUUUGUAAGCGCUACACAGCAUCUGUGUGUGAGACAGUGAGUGAGUGAAUGAAUGAAUGAAUGGGAAGCUUCUUCUUCAUCACCUGGCUCUUGUGCAGAAGAGCUCACAGCUGUGUCUCCUGUCUCUGUCUGAGGCCUUAGCGUCCAACUAAUCACCCUUUAUUUUAAAAUGAUGAUGUUUUAUUUUGUCAAAGGCAAUCAGACCUGGUCAUUCUCCCUGAUGUCAUCAGGGUGGUUUUGUCUGAGCAGCGCUUAAGGUGUGAGACCACGGUUGUGCGUGUAACCUGGUGAGGAGAACAGAAAAGUCCAAGGUCCUGAUGGAAUACCAGCAUCUUCUGGGGCACUAAAGACGGUGUGACCGCUGCCAUGUUGGGACGUCGGCCAUGUGAAGAUGAAUUUAACCUCUCUAGCUCCACCUGCCACACAAGUUAUGAGUAAAAAUGUAGAUGGAAAUGUAAAAUAUGAAGGCUCUUUGAGAUGAAAGCAUAAAGUUGAAAGUUCAAACUAA